Messenger RNA from Merops nubicus (carmine bee-eater), 1269 nucleotides. Its product is annotated as glucose-fructose oxidoreductase domain-containing protein 1. Lineage: Eukaryota; Metazoa; Chordata; Aves; Coraciiformes; Meropidae. The coding region runs from base 55 to 918 and encodes 287 amino acids. The record is from RefSeq and is a predicted model, not a curated record. The transcript has a single exon.
AUUGGAAAAAACGUCAUCUGUGACCGAACGGCGACUCCCCUGGAUGCCUUCAGGAUGAUGACGGCGGCUCACUACUACCCAAAGCUGAUGAGCAUCAUGGGGAACGUGCUGCGGUUCCUGCCCGCCUUCGUGAAGAUGAAGCAGCUGAUCCAGGAGGGUUACGUGGGGGAGCUGCUGGUGUGCGAGGUGCAGGUGCACAGCGGGAGCCUCCUGGGCAAGAAGUACAACUGGAGCUGCGACGACCUCAUGGGGGGCGGGGGCUUGCACUCGGUUGGCACCUACAUCAUCGACCUCCUGACCUUCCUCACGGGCCAGAAGGCCGUGAAGGUGCACGGCUUGCUCAAGACCUUCGUGAAGCAGACGGACCACAUCAAGGGGAUCCGGCAGAUCACCAGCGACGACUUCUGUACGUUUCAGAUGGUCCUGGAAGGCGGCGUGUGCUGCACCGUGACGCUCAACUUCAACGUGCCCGGGGAGUUCAAACAAGACAUCAUCGUGGUGGGCUCGGCGGGACGGCUGAUUGUCAUAGGCACCGACCUCUACGGACAGAGCAACAGCUCUCCUCAGCGGGAGCUCCCGCUGAAGGACUCCACGCCAGUCAGCAAAUCCUUACUUCCAGAGAAGGCCUUCAGUGACAUCCCAUCCCCCUACCUGCGGGGCACCAUUAAGAUGGUCCAGGCUGUCCGGCAGGCGUUUGAGGACCAGGACGACAGGAGGACCUGGGAUGGGAGGCCCCUUACGAUGGCUGCCACUUUUGACGACUGUCUGUAUGCCCUGUGUGUGGUGGACACCAUUAAAAAGUCAAACCAGUUAGGGGAGUGGCAGAACAUUUCAAUCAUGACCGAGGAGCCUGAACUGAGCCCGGCAUACUUAAUCAGCGAAGCCAUGCGGAAGAGCAGGAUGUCUCUGUACUGCUAGCUCCUCUCAGCUCCUAGGGAAGAAUAGGAACCAGACAGCUCUUGAAGGGAAUGGUAACUCAGCCCCUGUGAAGGGCUCGGGCAUCUUAGAAACAGCUGAGGAUACGGGACAAGGUAAUAGGAAGGGGGUUUGGAUGAACUGAAUCUGUUGGUGGCUAAAUGCCAAAGCGACAAGGUCCUUAGAAAUGCCCCAAACAGACUGGAGACAUAAGAGCUGACAUAACAACAGUAUUAGCUGGCUGAUUGGAAAGACGUACCAUGGACUCAUCUCCUGCUUGCAGGUGCUUUAGAUUAUCCAAUUGUGUUUACUGUGAAAGGUUGGGAAGAUCCUUUUAGAUCUUCCUUACCUACC